Racocetra persica is the source of this 180-nucleotide messenger RNA. Lineage: Eukaryota; Fungi; Glomeromycota; Glomeromycetes; Diversisporales; Gigasporaceae. The record is from the annotation of a GenBank genome assembly.
CCAACCACUAUUACCACUAAGAACCAUGAAGGUAGUUACAAGCUCAAUAGUAAUAUAUCCAGUAUUUAUAAGUUAUCAGAUAUCCAAAGGGCCCUCUAUGACCUUGAAAAUAGUGAUCAGAAUAGAGCUCAAGUUGAAAAAGAUCUGCAUCUAGCACCCAAUAGCAAUCAAGCAUUGUAA